Moneuplotes crassus is the source of this 767-nucleotide messenger RNA. The record is from the annotation of a GenBank genome assembly. Lineage: Eukaryota; Ciliophora; Spirotrichea; Euplotida; Euplotidae.
UUUUUGAAUUUUUAGGAAAUAAAAUUUAUGUCUGGCAACAUAUGUGCUUGAUUUAUUCACUGGUAUCUGGUACAAUUCCGUUGCCUGAUCCUGGAGGAGUAUAAUUAUUUACUCUGCUGGAGGAGUAUAAGUACUUCCAUCUCCUGUUGCCGGAGUUCCAACACUUCCACCUCCUGUUGCUGGACUUCCAACACUUCCGCUUCCUGUUGCUGGACUUCUACCAACUCCAUCUCCUGUAGCUGGACUUCCAACACUUCCGCUUCCUGUAGCUGGACUUCCAACAUUUCCGCUUCCUGUUGCUGGACUUCCAACACUUCCGUCUCCUGUUGUUGGAGUUCCAGUUACUCCGUCUCCUGUAGCUGGAGCUCCAUAACUCCCGCCUCCUGUUGCUGGACUUCUACCAACUCCAUCUCCUGUAGCUGGAGCUCCAUAACUUCCGUCUCCUGUUGAUGGAGUUCCAGUAUCUCCAUCUCCUGUUGGUAUAGCUCCAGUACUUCCGUCUCCUGUUGCUGGAGUUCCUGUAUCUCCGUCUCCUGUUGGUAUAGCUCCAGAACUUCCGUCUCCUGUUGCUGGAGUUCCAGUAUCUCCGUCUCCUGUUGGUAUAGCUCCAGUACUUCCGUCUCCUGUAGGUGGAGUAUAAGUAUUUCCUGUUCCUGGAGGAGUAUAAGUACCAGUGGUUCCUGACCCAUCUCCUUGACCAACUCUAAUUCUGAAGGCGCUACUAGCCACCAACAACAGAGCUAUAACUGCAAUUAAAUAUCUAUUCA